UCCGUCCUUCGAAAACAUCACAUUGGCGACGAGGAUGUAGCCCGUUCCAAGCUACCUUCGGCAUCCCGUACCGUCCGGCUACGCCCGCCCCGCCAUGAGCUUCCCCGGCCUCGCUCCGCCGCCGCCGUUCCUCCAGACGCCCGGCCGUCCGUCCCUGCCAUGGGAGGAGUGGGAGCAGACUUUUACAGUCUACCUUCUAGCGUCCGGAGCAGCUGAGUGCCCACCAGAGCGACGCAAGGCCAUUCUUCUGCAUUGUUUGGGGGCGGAAGGGCAGCGUGUUUUCCGGACUUUACCUGCAGGGUCAAGCGCCGCAGCACCGGCAGUUCAAGAUAAGCCUACCGCGGCCACUACUGACGUGUACGCGUCUGCACUCGCCCCCUUACGGAAGCAGUUUUCGACGUCGUGCAACGUAGUCGUCGAGCGUCAUCGUUUCCACCGCCGCAACCAACACGCAGGCGAGUCUGUUCACGACUUUGUUGCUGCUUUACGGCAGCUCGUUUCGCAUUGUUCGUUCAAUUCACAAGAUGAGGCUCUCCGUGACCAAUUUGUUGCCGGCGUUGCUUCCAAUCGCGUACGUGAACGGUCCCUACUCGAGGGUUCCUCCCUGUCGUUCGAGAGCGCAGUACGAAUCGCUCUUCAGUUUGAGCAAGCAGCUGAAGAACUAAAGGAAUUCUCUGCUUCAGUCGAGCCUGUUUCUGUGCGUCGUCCGCAUUCUUCGCGAAAAACCAGUUCACAGCCAAAAGAGCAUUGUCAGCAGAACUUUUCAAGGAAAGCGAGCGGUUCACGUGCGUCGCAGGGGCACCGCCCCCCUCGACGAGACAGAGAUAGCCGGUCCGUUUUACCUCACUGUUUUCGGUGCGGCUCGCGGAACCACCGCGCAUCAGCGUCACAGUGCCCAGCGCAGGGAAAGAAAUGUUCGUUUUGCGGCGUCAAGGGCCACUUUCAGAGAGUAUGCAACCGCAAGCGACAAACGCAAGGCAGGGUUCGUGAAGUUGAUUUUGAUGACGAUGUUUUGUCAAGUGGAAGUUCUGAGCAAGUUUUGACCGUGCAGCAUUCUGCUCGCAGAGCAAUAUACAUAAAAGUGGGCGUAGCGGAUGUCAGCUUGACAUUUCUUGUUGACUCGGGGUCGUCUGUUUCGAUUCUGUCUGAACACGCAUUUCGUCGACAUUUUGAAAGCGUUUUGCUCCUUCCAGCUCCGCACGUCACCUUGCUUGAUUUUUCUAAGCGUCCAAUUUCCGUGCUAGGGUGUUUUCAGGCAGACGUUCAAUUUAAAGGGCGCUCUGCACCACUUCUUUUCUACAUCGUUCGCCAAGGCACCUGUAUGAUUGGCCUCGACGGCAUUAAGGCUCUAAAUCUUCGAAUUCAGGGUUCCACUCUCGAGUGCCUGCACACGUCCGUCGUCCCGCCGCCGCGUGUCAAUGACCCGACACCUUCUCACAUUCCAACGCAGUCAAGAGGGCAACCGAGGCAAGCAAACCUUCCGCCAGCCUUGGCACCCGAUUUCGUUUCACUUUUCAGUCCUGAGUUGGGCCUUGCUAAGCGAUUCACGCAUCGUGUCAAAACUCGGCAAGGCGUGCAGCCGUUGUUCCUCGAACCUCAACUGCUCAAAGGCAUCGAAUCCGUUUUCAAUGGUGGAAGCAGUCCAGCUAUAAAUUAA
Messenger RNA from Ixodes scapularis (black-legged tick), 1657 nucleotides. RefSeq lists its product as uncharacterized. The record is from RefSeq and is a predicted model, not a curated record. Gene Ontology annotation, biological process: proteolysis. NCBI's taxonomy places the organism in Eukaryota, Metazoa, Arthropoda, Arachnida, Ixodida, Ixodidae. The coding region runs from base 95 to 1657 and encodes 520 amino acids. The transcript is spliced from 2 exons. Gene Ontology annotation, molecular function: zinc ion binding; nucleic acid binding; aspartic-type endopeptidase activity.